Messenger RNA from Aspergillus versicolor CBS 583.65, 1537 nucleotides. RefSeq names its product pepsin-like aspartic protease. The transcript has a single exon. Gene Ontology annotation, cellular component: fungal-type vacuole. Gene Ontology annotation, biological process: proteolysis. Gene Ontology annotation, molecular function: aspartic-type endopeptidase activity. The coding region runs from base 73 to 1410 and encodes 445 amino acids. The record is from RefSeq and is a predicted model, not a curated record. NCBI's taxonomy places the organism in Eukaryota, Fungi, Ascomycota, Eurotiomycetes, Eurotiales, Aspergillaceae.
GCCGGGACCCCGUGUUUUCGCUGCUUCUUCCCUUCCCACAUUUAGCUCCCAACACCACCCUCCUCUAUCAAAAUGCUUCGCGCACUCGUCGCGGCGCAGCUGCUGGCCAGCGCAGUUGCUCUGCACCGCCCGCACGACCUCAGAAUCCGCCAGAACACUAAGCCAUACACCAUCGACCUGAACGCGACGCAAUACGGCCUCCGCUACGAGGCGGCCGUCACGUUCGGCAGCCAGACCCUCAGCCUCACCGUGGACACCGGCAGCAGCGACGUCUUCGUCGCAGAAGACGACUUCCAGUGUGUCGGCCCGUCGGCCUUUGGGGAUCCGGACGAAUUGAACGACCUCGAUCAGUCUUCCUGCGGCUAUGCCAGCGGCGGCUACUCCACGGACCGGGAGAGCGACAGCUUCGAGGUCAUCGACGACGAGGCCUUCCAAGCCACCUACGGCGCUGGCAGCGCCCGCGGCCUCAUGGCGACCCAAGACAUCUCCCUGGGCGACGCCACCGUCCAGGACCAGCGCUUCGGGCUGGUGAACUGGUCGACGCCCAUGGGCUUCGGCUCCAGCGGCAUUCUAGGGCUCGCAUAUGCCCCCCUAACCUCUGCCACCGAGCUUAACGGCACGCUCGACUACGACAACCUCUCGGCCCAGGGCGAGAUCCAGAGUUACACGCCCUUUGUUAUGAACCUGGCCAACGAGAGCGUCAUCGAGCCCUUCUUCUCGCUUGCCCUCGAGCGCAUCCCGGCCAACGAGGCCAGCGGCGACGGCGGCGUCAUGGUCCUGGGCGGCCUGCCUGAUAUCGAACUGGCCGGCGACUGGGCUGUUGUCCCAGCUGAGCCCUACGAGGGAUAUCGGACGGAUAAGAACGGCAACAAGAUACGCUCAUACUGGGCCACCACCAUGCAGGCUCUGACCUACGGCGACGACGGCGAGUACACAACGCCCUACCAAACCAUCGUCGACUCGGGCUCGCCACAGACCAUGGUCCCUCUGGAAGUCGCGGAUGGGUUCAACAGCCUCUUCGACCCCCCGGCCGUCUGGUCUGAAGUGUCGCAGGGCUACAUCGUCGACUGUGAGGCCGAGGUGCCUUCCUUGUCCAUGAAAAUCGGCGGGAUCACAUUCGAUAUCAACCGCGACGACCUGAUUUUGCAGCAGGAUUCCGCCGGGUAUAUCUGCCAGUCGGCCAUCACUCGCGCGAUGGACAUGCCGGGGGAUGCUGAGGCCGAUGCGCGCCAGCUGCACCUGCUCGGCGUGAGCUUCCUGAGGAACGUCGUGGCGGAGUUCAACUGGGGGAACUCGACGAUGCGCUUUGCGGCCAGACAGGACAGUGCUGCGUCGUCGCUGGAGAUGCUGGGGAGUGGUCGUUUCGUGGUUCUUGUUGCAAUGGUUGUGUUGUUCCAGGGCUUCUUUUAAUGAUAUAGAGUGUCGAUUUAUAUUUGCAUGUAUUGCUUGAGGGCAUGCCAUGAUACCAGACUAGACCUGUUAUGAUAGAAUGACGUUUAAUUCAUUAAUCUAUUUAAUACCAUAUACACCCUUGCUA